GUAUAAUGCGCGAUAGUUGUUUCUAUAUUAAUACAGGAGUUGUACUACAAGGCUAAAACAAGAUAUCGUGUGUUCGUGCGCAUUGGAUGUUAACCCGAAGCGUUCGAAGCUACUACGGCUGUCGGGGUUUAAGUUUUAAAAGAAAUAAAGAACUAAAGGAAGCUUUAAUUAAUAAUAACCAGCGUUACGAUUUAAAAGGGAUUUUAUUAUGAAUGAUUAUUUUACGAAAAUGUUGUGUUUGUAGUAGGUGGAGGAUUUGAAAACGCGUUUUGCAACAGAAAGAGAGCAUGGUUUAAUAUCACUGUAAAGAAGCCAAAGAGAAAUCAAAGACAAGCAAAAGGCUGACAGUGCUUGGAAAGUGUUUGAAGCACGCUUAGAAUACUGUCCAGAAAUUUAAUCGCGAUGUCGUCAGGAGGCUCCGUGACGUCAUCGCGCGGCGCGUGUUGUGAAAAUGGCCGCCCAAUAAUGACUGACCCGCACACCGGGCAGACGAUCUGCUCCUGUCAGUACGGGACGGCGCUCCUCAAUUACUCGCGCGUCCAGGGCCUCCAAGAAGGGGUCUACGGACCUUCUGCUGCCGCCGCCGCUGCCUACGCGGCCAGCGCCGCUCAGGGUUACGUGCCCCUAGGACCGGAAGGAUCGGCCUUCUACUCUCCACUAAAUCCUUCCGCAGCGUUCGAUCUGAAGGAGGGAUCGGAGACUUGGCGCGCGCUUGCUAGUCAGGGAGGCUGCUUCCCUUACGAUCCAAGCCUGACCCUGUACCCGUAUGGCGCCGGGUACGGUGGCCUUGACCUUAACUCGCGCCGGAAGAACGCCACGCGCGAGACGACGAACACGCUGAAGGCUUGGCUCUAUGAGCACCGGAAGAACCCGUACCCGACUAAGGGCGAGAAGAUCAUGCUCGCCAUCAUCACCAAGAUGACCUUGACCCAGGUGAGCACGUGGUUCGCGAACGCCAGGCGGCGCCUGAAGAAGGAAAACAAGAUGACGUGGUCGCCGCGCAAUCGAUCUGAAGAUGACGUCAGCGGUGACGAGGAGAUGGAUCCGAAAUUGACCGGAAGUGAGUCGGACAGCUCCCAUAAUAACGCAGCGUCAGAUGAUACUAGAGAAAGACGCCAUUCUUCGGACAGGGAAGUGUUUGAAAGAAUCAUCAGUGUCGAUGAUGAUGACGACAGCGAUAGAAGUGAGUUGGGUGACGGCGAUGAUUUAGACCGUACCAGCGAAAAACUUCUAAAUUUAUCUCGGGACAGUGAAUCGGAACGACUGCACGAUUAUAAAAAUAGUAACGAGAGAGACGGUCUCGUUUCAAAAUCUCCAAGGGAAACCAAUGUUGAGGCUGUGGACGAAAACGCAAUUAACAACAAUGUAAAUAAAGAGAAAAAUGAUGCAGUGGCAAAUGGACCUACAAGACCAAAAAUAUGGUCAGUGAUGGACGUGCUUGGAAAUAAAGACUCAUCUAGUUCGACGAAAUCGUCAACACCGCAAAACUCUUCGCCGGCAAUAGUAUGCUCCAGGCAGAUUAAUGGACCGGCGUUUUUAAACGCCCACCACAACAGUCAAAACUUCCGAGUGGGUCAGUACCCGAUGGGGUUAAACGGAUACCCGUUUUCUUUCAGUCACGCCACGCUUUCAUACCCGUAUACUCUUACAACCGCCACGGCUGCGGCGAAGUCAGACUUGUCUCACAUGGCGGCUCUACGUGCCGAUGCACAGGCCUUUAAAGAGGGACUAGUUGAAAAGGCGACCCGCUUACAGCCCGGAAUAUUUUCGCCCGCCCGAGAAUUGGACGGGUUGCGUGUUCGAAGCAAAAUUGUUUUGUAAUCGGUUUGCAUAUUUCCGUAUUGUUUGAACAGUUCUGUUCAUUCAUUAAAAGCGAGUAAUCGGCCCGGCUGUUCUCAAAACGACCUCGUGCUAAACGCUUGCAAUAACUUUUUGAUGCUUUAAUACUUGAUCGAUCAAACUAUAUGAAUUUCUUGAUAUCAGUUUUUUAAAUGAAGCUUAGUGUAAAUCACGACGUGCAAUCGUCUUUUUUUCAAAAUCCGAACAUUAAAUAAAAUUUACACAAACAUUUAGCAGAAAGCACACGUGUUUUUCGUUGUGUGCCGUGCUUUGUAAAAUGGGGGUUUAAUGCAUGUGUGUAAAGUGUCGUCCCAGAUUAGCAUGUGCAGUUCGUACAGGUUAAUCUGAGAAAACACUUUCCGCCUAAACUGGAUUUUUGCUAAGAAGAUACUUUCUUCAAACAGAAAAUAUCAUAAAAGCGGAAAGUGUCGUCCCUUAUUAGCCUGUGCGGAAUUCACAGGCUAAUCUGGGACGACACUUUACGCACAUGUAUUAAGCCCCUUUUUCACAGAACAUGACCCAAUUAUAUUAAGUCAUGUAAUGUUCUAAGCGCGGUGCACGUUUAGAGAAAUGUUUACUGUGUAGACCCAAUCCCUAUUCCUAAAAUGUGCUAUCGUUUGAUUCGUUUGAAUGAGUGUUUAACAGUGUUACGAGAGAGGCCGUUAACGCAAUAUAUAGUCAAUAUUUAUUUCAACAGUCAACUAUUAUUGUACAGUUUAACGUAUACCUAUACGUGCAGAAUUUAAAUAUCGCUGCAUCUCGUUUGGCGGUGUAACAUUAAACGCUCGGUAUGUAUUUUAUAUAAUUAAAUAAAUGCUAAUUUAUUGCAAUAUAUGUGCUUAGUUUAAAAGCAGAGAAAGUGCUUCUUCGUUUAAAUAUUUUACUGGUUUGAAUAUCCGGAUUGCUUUUUGAGAAUUCGGACAGACAUGAGUGAUAUUCGGAUAUCCUCUUAACCGAACAUUCAUUAUCGUGCGUAUGUGCUGUACGUAUAAGAAAUUUAAAUGAAUUAAAUAGACGAUUUUCUCAAUAUACGAGUUAACUUAUACCCUGGUUUUGAUGCUUUACACAACUUCAUGUAAGAAUAUGUUGUUUUUCUCUUGAUAUGUUGAAAAGUCUUGAUUUAAAUUUAACCUCAAAUGUUUGAUCUACAUUCGAUGUACUUAUAACCAGUAUGAGAUUAUGAAAUUAUUUUUAUUUACGUUAUUUUGUUACUUGUGUUUCAUUUAUUUUGUUGACGUUUGAAAUGCUCUGCAUGCAUUCAUAUCUGCAGCCGUACUUUGUAGCAUCGACAUUGUUUAAGUUCUUAUUGUGAAGAAAAUAUUUAAUUAAUAAUAAUCAACAAUUAAAAGCUGAAAUGUGUUGUUUCCAAUAGAAUAUCGAUUUUAUUUACCACUGAUGACAGCAUACAAUAUUAAUAUGUUCUGCGAGCAUGGUUACGUAAUAUUUACGACAACAUACUGCCUUUAUUGUACGCUUUUUAGUCUGGCUUCGUACACGAUCCGUUUCAUUAACCAUAUUGACCAGUUUCGACGAGCGAGAUUGUUUGUAUUUUCGACUGACCUGUUAAGUUAUAUUUAAUCCGCUUUAAUAAAAAAAAGCUGUGUACCUUA
Molecule: messenger RNA, 3449 nt
Organism: Dreissena polymorpha
Lineage: Eukaryota; Metazoa; Mollusca; Bivalvia; Myida; Dreissenidae
Product: homeobox protein caupolican-like
Exons: 5
Coding region: 403-1821 (472 amino acids)
Biological process (GO): cell development; regulation of transcription by RNA polymerase II; neuron differentiation
Cellular component (GO): nucleus
Molecular function (GO): RNA polymerase II cis-regulatory region sequence-specific DNA binding; DNA-binding transcription factor activity, RNA polymerase II-specific
Source: RefSeq, a predicted model, not a curated record